ACUCGAUAGUCGAUAGCGCGCGCGCGCACACGGACGGGCGUCAGUUCGCGGUUUGCGCUUGCUCCGUAACCGUUUUCGCAAUCGCCGCCGGUAUCGCGGUUCGCAGGCGCAUAGCGGUCCCCCACCCGAAUAACCACUGUAGCCUAUGCGGUUCGAUAUUAUUAUUUGUUGUAAUUUGCCGCGAGCGCGCGCGCCAGUUCGGUGUUUAUUAUAAUCCGUCGCCGGUCGUGUCAUUGUCGCCGUUGUCGUAGGUUCUCCGCACACGGUAUAUCACGAUAAAUCGGAUUACUUUUCGCUCCCCCUACCCCCUAAAAAGUCGUAUUUUUUAUUCGUAGUGUUUUUGCGAUUUAUUAUAUUCUGUGGUGAGUGCGUGUGAAAAAGUUUCCCCGGUACAACGCGGUAAGGGUUCGUGUCCGAAAGUUUGCUACCGCCGACGGCCUGUCCAUCGGGUGCGGUAGCCUGUAGCGGGUCAUCGCCUUCAUCGUCUUUGUGGACACCAGCGCAGCCCCAAGACAUUUACCAUAACAUGCGUUACUCCGCGCACUGCAGAAGAUGGUAUCGAUGACCGGCACAACACCGGUACGGCACCGUUGCGGUUAACGGCGGUCGGUGGUGUGAAUCCGUCCCGGCGCGUAUAAUAGCUGCGCGCAUUAAGAUUUCAGCCCUAGCGAAAGUUGGCCGGAAGAUGGGCUGCGCUAUGUCAGCGGAGGAACGGGCCGCCCUGGCCCGGAGCAGGCAGAUCGAGAGGAACCUCAGGGAGGACGGCCUGCAGGCGGCCAAAGACAUAAAACUGCUGUUGUUAGGUGCUGGAGAAUCAGGGAAAAGUACAAUAGUCAAACAGAUGAAAAUUAUUCACGAGAGUGGUUUCACGUCAGAAGACUUCAAACAAUACAGGCCUGUGGUGUUCAGCAACACAGUCCAAUCACUGGUUGCCAUAUUGAGAGCAAUGCCAAAUCUUGGAAUUGGAUUCGGCACCAACGAACGGGAGACUGAUGCGAAAAUGGUGUUGGAUGUAAUUCAAAGGAUGGAAGAUACUGAACCAUUUUCGGAAGAAUUGCUGACUGCUAUGAAGAGACUGUGGGCCGAUCCUGGCGUGCAAAUGUGCUUUUCUCGGUCAAAUGAAUAUCAGCUCAACGAUUCUGCUAAAUAUUUUCUGGACGAUCUGGAUAGGUUAGGGUCCAAAGAUUACCAGCCCACAGAACAGGAUAUAUUGCGUACCAGAGUAAAAACCACUGGUAUUGUAGAAGUGCAUUUUUCAUUUAAAAAUCUUAAUUUCAAAUUGUUUGACGUUGGUGGUCAGCGAUCAGAAAGGAAAAAGUGGAUUCAUUGCUUCGAAGAUGUCACGGCGAUCAUAUUUUGUGUUGCCAUGUCAGAGUACGAUCAAGUGCUCCAUGAAGACGAAACAACGAACCGAAUGCAAGAGAGUUUAAAGCUUUUUGAUUCAAUCUGCAACAAUAAAUGGUUCACUGACACGUCCAUCAUAUUGUUCCUGAACAAAAAGGAUUUGUUCGAAGAGAAAAUCAAGAAAUCGCCGCUCACAAUAUGUUUCCCGGAAUACGCAGGUGCCCAAGAGUACGGAGAAGCCGCCGCCUAUAUUCAGGCGCAGUUCGAGGCAAAGAACAAAUCGACCACCAAAGAGAUCUACUGUCACAUGACGUGUGCGACGGAUACCAACAACAUACAGUUUGUGUUCGACGCAGUCACAGACGUCAUCAUCGCCAACAACUUAAGAGGAUGCGGACUGUAUUAGAUCACACUGCGGCGCCGUACAAGCAGUUUACACGCGUUAAAGGUCCGUCAACUGGUUAUUAUGGCGGCCUUUGUUACCGCGUUAACUAUUUCGCUUUUAUCUUACCUACCUCACAUCGCUGCUUGGCGACGUAUCCGUCGCAUCCGAUCUAAUCCGAAAACCUAAAGAUUCUUUGCCACCGCGGUCCUCGAGUAUUAUCACCACAGCACCUUGCAAUAUACAUUAUUAUUGGAGCACCGAUUUAACCGAUUAAUCAUCUAUUAUUAUUAUAAUAAUACGUAUAUCCGUCAUGGCCACAGUCGUUUAAUUGUUGUUAUCUACCCAGAUCAUCAAGCAAUUUGUCUCGAACGCGCAAACACACACAAAUAUAAAGAGAACUUUUUAUUUUUUUAAAUUUAAGAAAUCAACCCCUGAAACGUACUGAGUAUAAAACUAUGUGUCUUUAUUCUGACAAUACACGUUUAAAUUCCAUUAUUAAAACCUUCAAUCAUACAUUCGCGAUAAAAUAUUGCUUUAUUGUAAUUAUUAUCAAAUAUAGUACCUGUGACUGUAGACUGUACUCUCUGUUUGAUUAGUACAUUUCUUUUAAAAUACGCUAUGUCUGAAUCGAACAUAUAUGAACAUUUAUUAGAUAUUUCCCUAGUAUUCCUCCUAUUGCGAUAUUCGGUUGUCUGUGUAUUUAAUGUUAUCUAAAAUAUUAUUUUUUUAUAACAAUUUUUAAAGCCAUUGUUUAUAAAUUUUAUAACCAAAUUUCUUAUAGUUAAAUUCAACUUUCAUAAUUUCUAGUCUUAUAUUAUAAUUAUUAAAAUAAAAGGGUUUACAAAUAAUAAUUUUUAUGUCAGUAAAACAUACUUAACAGAACUUACUGAAAUAAUGAUAUUUAAGUUAGUACAUUAAAUUAAUUUAAAAACUAAAAAUAAAAGAACAAGUAUUGUUGGCAUUUGAUAUAUUGCUUUGUAGUGUAUAUCAAAUUCAUUUUUUAAGUUACUCAACAUUAUUUAAUACAACCAAUUUGUUUUCAAUUAAUACAAAUUAGUUUUUAAAUAUUUAAAUUUUUUUAUUCAUUAUUCAGGUACCUAUUUAUGUUUUUAAAUUAAGUCACGAAAUAGUUUUAAUUUUAAAUCAAGUUGUAUUAUACUAUAAAUUCAUAAAUCUAUAAUAAUCAUUACUUGUUUAUAAAAACUAUCACUGAGUCAAUUUUAUUAUAUAUAUAUAAUAUAAUAAUAUACUAAUUAAUAAUAAAUUAAACAUUAUUUUAGUUGUUUCAAUUAGCAUACCUUAACAAUUUUUAUGUUUACAGGUUUGAUUUUAAGUACAUGAAAUUCAAUGCACACAUUUCCAAAAUGGCCAGUUUCGGUGUUCAUGUUAAUUUAAGGCGAUGCAUCGUACAAUAUGAAAAUACACAUACGCACACAUAUUACCUAAAAAAAAAUGUACCAUAAACGUGUUACCUAUCCUUUUUAUUUUAUUUUAAGUUUUGAACCAAUUUUAAAAUUAGCUUAAAAAUAUAUUCGGAUAUUAUAUUUAAAAAAGAAUAGGUAUAAUGUUAUAUAAAGUUUUCUUUUCAAUAAUUUUAUAAAAUAAACAAUAUUAAAUAUUAUCUAUAUAUUAUAAUUUUUUUUUAUCAGAACAAAUUUGUAUCAAUUGAGAAAAUGGGUAUAAGAAAAUCAUGUAUAUGCUAAACCAAUUCAUAUGCCUAAUAUUGCACAGUAGUUUACUUAACAAUUUUAACAAUUUUAAAUUCAAAUAAGUAUAUACUUAAAUAAUAUACGUGAGGACCAAACGUAAACAAAUUAAAUUUUGACUAACGAACAAAAUCAGACUUGAUAAAAAAUUCUUAAAACAAUUUGCGCACAAUUUUCUACUGUCAAUACAUUAAUCAAAUAUUAUAAUCAAACCAGCAUAUCGUUAAACCGCUAUGACUCAUGAGUAUUUAAUGAAAAUUCUUCAGUGCCUAUUAUUAUUUAAUUAUAAUAAUUCAAAAAUAAAUUAAAAUUGUUGUAAAAAUUUAAUUAAAUAGACAUAAUAUUCUAGCAUUGAAAUUCUAUUACAUUAUAUAGACAAAUUUUGUUUUCUGUGUAAAUAUAAAAAAAAAAGCGUAGAAUAGAUUUGUUUAGCUUUUAAUCACUUAAAUUUAAUUAUAUACGAAACUUAAUUUAGGACAGUAAAUGUGAAUACAAAAUUUACACAUUAUAAUUAUUAUUACUAUAACUAAUUGUACUACGGCACAGUGAUUUUUAUUCAAUGUUUUAUUCAAACCAAUUUUUUUUAAAUUGUUUACAUUAAAAAUAAUUAAGAAUAAAAAAAUAAAAUUAAAAUACAUUGUUAUUAAGGCUUGACAGAAACAAUUAAACAUGAAGCCCACUUUUUAUGUAAGUGUAAAUACAAUUUUUUUGGAGUUUAACAAAAAAUAAAAUAAAAAAAAUCCAUGAGUAUAAUCACUUUUUCCCAUUUUGUACAAAUCUUGUUUCCUCUCCCUAAAAAACAAAUAGAGCGAGGAACUAAUGAUCAUAUUAUAUUGUUUCACAUUGAAGUUGUUGGUUCUUAUGAGUGCAAAAUUACAUAAAAGUAUGUUUAGGUAUUUAUUUACCCAUUUUUGUUUUUAUGUAUUUAUGUUUUUUUUAUUUAUUUUUUUUUUUAGUAUUAUAUUAUAGGUUUAUUUUGUACAAAUGUUUAAAAAGAAAAUCCUUGUAAACAAAUUCUGUUCUAGUCAUAGACAUUUAUAUUUAAAAAAUUAUUACUAAAUAUUAUAAAAUAAUAAUAAUAAUUACUACUUAUAUUAAUAAUAAUAAAAUUGUCUCCGUACAAGGUUGGACAUCGUUAUCUUUAUAAUUUAUUAUAAUGUGUUUGAUUGAAUUAUUAUUAAAAAAAAAAAAAAAAAACAAAGUUAGUUUUGACUAAA
Acyrthosiphon pisum (pea aphid) is the source of this 4652-nucleotide messenger RNA. RefSeq names its product G protein alpha o subunit (gene Galphao). The transcript has 8 exons. Gene Ontology annotation, biological process: adenylate cyclase-modulating G protein-coupled receptor signaling pathway. The coding region runs from base 686 to 1750 and encodes 354 amino acids. The record is from RefSeq and is marked validated. Lineage: Eukaryota; Metazoa; Arthropoda; Insecta; Hemiptera; Aphididae. Gene Ontology annotation, molecular function: G-protein beta/gamma-subunit complex binding; GTP binding; GTPase activity. Gene Ontology annotation, cellular component: cytoplasm; heterotrimeric G-protein complex.